This is a messenger RNA of Notothenia coriiceps (black rockcod), 277 nucleotides long. RefSeq names its product creatine kinase U-type, mitochondrial-like. The transcript has 2 exons. Gene Ontology annotation, cellular component: mitochondrion. Gene Ontology annotation, molecular function: creatine kinase activity. Gene Ontology annotation, biological process: phosphocreatine biosynthetic process. The annotation marks the transcript as partial. The record is from RefSeq and is a predicted model, not a curated record. NCBI's taxonomy places the organism in Eukaryota, Metazoa, Chordata, Actinopteri, Perciformes, Nototheniidae.
UCAGGUGGAGCGUCUGAUCCAGGAGAGAGGCUGGGAGUUCAUGUGGAACGAGAAGCUGGGGUACAUCCUCACCUGCCCCUCCAACCUGGGCACGGGCCUGAGGGCCGGCGUGCACGUCAAGCUGCCGCUGAUGAGCAGGGACCCCCGAAUGAGUAAGAUCCUGGACAACCUGCGUCUGCAGAAGAGAGGGACGGGUGGCGUGGACACCGCUGCUGUAGGCGGGACGUACGACAUCUCCAACCUGGACCGCCUGGGACUGUCUGAGGUGAGAAGCUGU